AAAAGAAAGCAGAGAGGUGAGAAAAAAGGAAAAGGUUAGAGGGAGGGGAAAUCGAGAAAAAGAAAAGCGGGGAAGGAAGUAGGAAGAAGGAAUGAGUGCAACGCUGUGUCCUUCCAGUUACAUAAUUUCCUCUUAUCUCUCUCCCCAUUAUUAUUCGUACAAGCACAAAGCAAACCCUAAUUUCAAUGCCUUUUUGGGUUUCUCUGUGUCUCUGCACCGACGCCUCGGUAACUGGAAGAAGAAGACCACACCCAAGCCAUUUCUGUCAAGACGGACGUGGCUUUAUGGACAUGUGAAUAGAGAUCAAGAUAGAUACAGUCCAGAUUGCGAAUUGAAGGGUUCUGAUGAAGAACUAGGCACACGGAUUCCAACUCAGGCCCAAUCAGUUGUGGAAGGAUCAGGGACAGUUCGUGUAUCAGAGUUCCAGCCUGUUCCUGAUGUUGAUUAUCUACAGGAGUUAUUGGCUAUUCAACAGCAAGGACCUAGAGCUAUUGGCUUUUUUGGAACGCGGAACAUGGGAUUCAUGCAUCAGGAACUAAUUGAGAUUCUUAGCUAUGCUAUGGUUAUAACUAAAAACCACAUAUAUACAUCUGGAGCAUCUGGAACUAAUGCAGCUGUUAUCCGAGGUGCUUUAAGGGCAGAAAAACCAGAGUUGCUUACAGUCAUAUUGCCUCAAAGUUUAAGCAAGCAGCCUCCUGAGAGUCAGGAGCUAUUGUCCAAAGUGAAAAAUGUGAUAGAGAAGCCCCACAAUGAUCAUCUACCUCUAAUAGAAGCCAGCAGGCUAUGUAAUAUGGAUAUCAUUUCACACGUGCAGCAAGUCAUUUGCUUUGCUUUCCAUGAUAGUAGGUUGCUCAUGGAAACUUGUCAAGAAGCAAAAAAUCUGCGGAAGAUUGUGACUCUCUUCUACCUCGACUGACACAAUUUUUAUGCAUGUCUAUACAUUAUUUCUCUGCGUAAGUGGGGGUUGGAAUAGUGUCCUGCUUAUUUUUGGUUUGUAAUUAUAAUAUUCAAUGAGAUGUUGCAUUAACUUGCUUCGUUGAAGCUCAGUUGGAAAGCUAUUUAAUCUCAUUCUUGGAGAAUGGUUGUGAAGAAGAAAAUACUUCAAAAUACUUAUGGAUUUACGUUUAUAUAUU
This is a messenger RNA of Gastrolobium bilobum, 1133 nucleotides long. RefSeq lists its product as uncharacterized. NCBI's taxonomy places the organism in Eukaryota, Viridiplantae, Streptophyta, Magnoliopsida, Fabales, Fabaceae. The transcript has 6 exons. Gene Ontology annotation, molecular function: S-adenosylmethionine-dependent methyltransferase activity. The record is from RefSeq and is a predicted model, not a curated record. Bases 92 to 916 code for a protein of 274 amino acids.